Messenger RNA from Symbiodinium pilosum, 279 nucleotides. The record is from the annotation of a GenBank genome assembly. NCBI's taxonomy places the organism in Eukaryota, Dinophyceae, Suessiales, Symbiodiniaceae.
GCGUCAUGUGGGAGUCGCCCCUGGUGAACCGCACCUACUUCUACUUAGCCUUCGCAUGCCUCGCUUUUAACAUGUCAAUGCUGGCGUAUCUUGCGCUUUGGUGCACAGUCGUGCUGAAGAUCGAGGAGCCAUGGGAAACAAAGCAUCCGAAGGCUAUUCCGGUGAUGGCCAUCGUUGGCUUUUCCAACGUUUGGCUAUUCUUCUUCGCCUUUUGGCCCGUUUGGGGCCUGCUGACUCUCAUCAUUCAGCUCAUCUUCUUCCUGGGCUUCGUGAGUGCAG